This is a messenger RNA of Aegilops tauschii subsp. strangulata, 459 nucleotides long. The record is from RefSeq and is a predicted model, not a curated record. Lineage: Eukaryota; Viridiplantae; Streptophyta; Magnoliopsida; Poales; Poaceae.
GCUCCUGUGACUGCCAUGGGGGUCUCUCUCAUCAGUUUACUCAUAGUGUUCAAUCCAAUUUGGGAAUUUAAAAUCGAGGGUAUUGUUCUCUUAGUGGCAUUCUGCAAGAGAAAGGGGAUAUGGUAUGGGGUAGUCAUCAUGGCAAACCCAAUUGCAGCCUUAUUGUCUGUGACAUUCGUGUCCCUUAUUCUACUUCUACUACUGGACUUGUCGUUGGUCUCAAUGAGUCAUCUGGUGGCAAAGUGGAACCACGUACCAGCACAACCACCGACACCAUUCAUAGAAACAACUAGAGUGACAUUGUGGGUGCGUGGAGGUGGUUUCAUCCUCAUCGACGGUGGAGACAAGAUCAAGGACUGGACCAACGCGGUCUUCGCACAUGAACCAAUGUGGGCCAGUUGCAUCGAUAAAGUAGCAUCACCGGCUUAGGAAGUAAGUUCCUCUGUUUAGGUGUAUUGA